AUCUAUUAGUUGUGGGGAUUACCCCACUCGUGCAAGCUUGGCAUGGCUUGUGGCCUGGAUCCCUGUCGCCAUUUACGACAAUAUGCACUACACCUGAAAGGGGGGAUAUUGCCGACUUAGGUCGGUCUGGAUAGAGCGACCGGACGGUCUCUAUGGUCUUCUCAUGCAUGCGUAACUGUAUGAGCACUUAGUUGAUCAGCUGCCAAAUAGUGCCCGCGGCAACAGUCCCAGCCGUCGACAUGGGUUGCAUCGCAUGGAACUGGGAAAAAUUCCCAAACUAUCCCCCUUCCUCCAGUGGGUUCCAAACUCUUGCUCAUUUCCCUUCUCUCUCUCGUUGUCCAAGCCCAGGAAACUGUUCUCGGCGCGUAUAUCGUCCAUCGCCAUGGCGACCGUACCCCUAAAGAGUUCCCUCCGGCUGGCCUCACUGAUCUCGGAUACGCGCAGAUCUACGGCGCGGGUGCGUUCUACAGAGCCCGUUACCUUGAGGACUCCUCCAGAAACAAAAUCUACGGCAUCAGUCAGAAUGUCGUCAAGCUCUCCCAGCUCACCGUCCAGGCUCCAGUAGACACAGUCCUCCAAAAUUCUGCCCAAGGAUGGCUCCAGGGUCUCUAUCCUCCCGUGGGGACCUCCGUCGCCACGCAGAUGCUCGCCAACGGCACCUCUGUCUCUGCCCCGAUGAACGGCUACCAGUUGAUUCCUGUGAACACCGUCUCCUCUGCGCGUAGCAGUAGCGCCAACCCUGAGGACACUACAUGGCUCCAGGGCUCUUCUGGCUGCAAUAAUGCUAUAACCAGUUCCAACAGCUACUUCAUCUCAGAUGACUACACCAGCACUCUCGCCUCCACAAAGGACUUCUACGCGUCCCUACUCCCAGUUGUGAAAACCACAUUUAGCAGUUCUGACGUAACUUAUAAAAACGCCUACGCGAUCUACGAUUAUAUUCACGUCUCCGAGAUCCACAACUCGACCAUCCCAUCUGGGGAUCUCUUGACUGAUAACGUCCUCCACCAACUCCAGACUCGCGCAAAUCAGCAUGAGUUUAACCUCGCCUACAACAGCAGCGAACCCGUUCGUGCUAUAGCUGGCUCUACGCUUGCGGCCGAGAUUGUCCAACAGCUCAACGCCACCAUCACUAGCAAGUCAGCGUCGAGCCUCGCUGUCCAGUUUGGUGCCUACAAUUCAUUCCUCUCCUUCUUCGGCCUCGCUCAGCUCCCCAGUGUGUCGGAUGACUUCACCGGCAUUGUUGACUAUGCCUCCGCUAUGGUAUUCGAGCUCGUGACAAGCGCCACCGUUACAGAGUCGUCGUACCCAUCCACAGACCAGAUCUCGGUUAGAUUCUUGUUCACCAACGGCUCGGCGGCGUACAAUCCGUUGACUGAGUACCCGCUCUUCGGCCAAUCGGCUACUUCUCUCCCGUGGAAUACGUUCGUCAGCAGCAUGAAUAAGUUUGCGAUCAGUGACAAAGCCUCUUGGUGCUCAGCUUGCGGUGAUACUACGGGUGCAUGUGCUGCCACCUCCACUUCGACUGACUCUUCCAACUCGUCCGCGGCUAGAUCUAACAGUGGAGGAAUUAGCAAGGCUACAGCGGGUGUCAUUGGCGCGAUGGUAACUCUAGCUGUUCUUCUAGGAUUGGCUACGCUGGUUUUAUUGUUUGGUGGUUUGCGAGUCGUCAGCAAGAAAAGACUCACCGGUGCACAUACAGAUCGUGAGGCUGUCUCCCCAGUUUCCAAGGGAUAAACCGCGAGACUAGGGUAGGUGAUGAUAUAGGGAGAAAUUGUUAUGUGUGAAUGAUGAACUUUGACAUUACCUGGCUGGAGGGGGUAGAUGCUUCAAAACUGUCAAUUACCUAGGCACCUAACAGAAUACUACUCGAGCAACUUGAAUAACUCAACGCCGG
Pseudogymnoascus verrucosus is the source of this 1897-nucleotide messenger RNA. RefSeq lists its product as uncharacterized. Lineage: Eukaryota; Fungi; Ascomycota; Leotiomycetes; Thelebolales; Thelebolaceae. The transcript is spliced from 2 exons. The record is from RefSeq and is a predicted model, not a curated record. The coding region runs from base 643 to 1737 and encodes 364 amino acids.